Molecule: messenger RNA, 2501 nt
Organism: Opisthorchis viverrini
Lineage: Eukaryota; Metazoa; Platyhelminthes; Trematoda; Opisthorchiida; Opisthorchiidae
Exons: 2
Coding region: 41-2305 (754 amino acids)
Biological process (GO): G protein-coupled receptor signaling pathway
Molecular function (GO): peptide binding; G protein-coupled receptor activity
Source: RefSeq, a predicted model, not a curated record
CGGCAAUAGACAAGACAUGUGAUCUCACCGCAUCCAAAACAUGUGGUCCCGACAGGAAAACUGGUGCGGAAUACACCACUGGCAACAGAGAGUUGGUACAACUAAAGACAUAUCAUUCUCCAUUCCCUUUAUUCUAUCCAAACCUCUCAUCAAUAUAACAAAGCCGGUAAUACAUAUUUCCGGAGGUCAUCAACCCUACCCGAGUGUGACUCCAAACUUCAAACUCACAGUCAGUGCCAACAGUUCUGCGAAUGUGGACCCCAAUCUUUCACCCGCUUCCCGUUUCCCCGUUGGUAUAGUCCUCACGCUGCUACUCGCAUUGUUGGCGUUGGUAGCUAAUUUUGGACUGCUUUAUUUAACCCGCCUUACGAAACCGGCAUCACAAGGUAAAAAUUCCAGUUUCUCAAUGAGUGGACCAGCAACAACUUAUUAUUUGUCAGGAAGAAUGAGCACUAAUUCGGUUCAGUUGAAGAAGCGUGUCAAUCUCAGGCGGAUCUUUUCUUGUAUUGCUCCAAGAAAAUUGCAAGCAACGGCCACUUUGGACAUGCAGCUUGAUGAAUCAGCACCAGUUGGUCUUCCAAUCAGAAAAUGUGCUUCUUCUGUCAGCAUAACCAGGGUUGGCAUGCCGAUUACACCGACCAAUCCAUUGACUCCUAGAAGUCGAAGACAUCAGCGCUAUGUUCGUGGAAUUUUCGGCUUGUCCAUUAGCAAUAUUACAGUCUCAUUUAGUUUGCUCUUAUGGUGUAUUUGUACCAUUUUGGAUCGUAUAUACUUUAUCCCAUGGAUCGCCCUCCUUUUGGUUGCCAACAGCGCUAUUGCAGAUAUUGCCCAAUCUCUAGAGAUCAGUGCUGUACUCUGGAUUGCUUUGGAACGAACUCUGGGAAUCCACUGGCCCCGUGAACGGCGAUCAUCCAACUGCACGCCAGAUCAGACCCCACGACCAAGCUGGACAACCAAAUUCAAAUUGUUAAUUUGUGGACCUGUACAAGUGCGGCAUGGGUUUUGUAAUCAUACCUCUACUAGCCAUUCGGAUGGCAAGCGUGACAAUGCAGACAUUGUUUGUUACCCCACACGCAAUUCGCCCGUCUUUCAAUUCACAAACAGAAAAAUCUGGUUUAUGACGCUUCUAAAGAAAGUCAAAUCUUUUAUUCGGCUAGUACUCAGCUUGAUUCCUUUCACACUAUUCGUACUGGCUUCCGUGCCCAGUUUGAUCAGCUUCGUUCAGCAGAUUCAGAUGGUUGACAAUCAACUACAGGACUCUCGUGUGCACUACUUCUCACCUGACAUUAUGGCAUCUGAAGCUAGUCUAUUCCAUCUACAUGGCGGUACCAACCGCAGUAGGCAGAAGGCGAAGUUCAUAACUGUGAUCUACUACACAAAUACCAUUGUCUCGUCAUUGGUGAUAGGACAAUUUCUUGCUCCGCUGGCCAUUCUGAUCACGACCAAUUUGCUAAUUUACAAAAAGGUCGCCGCGCGUGACAAGCGAUUUUUUUCCAGACAGUCAAGUAACACAAGCAAAUCUUCCUUCGUUUCGGGUAGCUCUGUAACAGUCGUUGGCCCAUCCUCAGUUAAAAAGGGAUUGCUGAUGAAUGGCACCACUGGUACGGUUCCGCUACUGCGUGUGCUGGAAAGUAGCAACCAGGAUUUGCGAGUGGAUGAGGCUGAAAGUAUUCAAGAAAAGUCAGCUCCUACAGAACAAGAAACGCCAAAGCGAAACCUCUUGUUUGUGCCAGAAUUGCCCGUUAAAGAAUCGCUAUCGUGUUCUACUAAACCGUGCAAUGGCAAAUCCCUAAUAAACCAGCGACGCAGAAGCACUUCAGAACUAUGUGAUGAAGUGGAAUCUGAUGCGAUCAUCGCUCGCACAGAACUCAAAAACAGCUACAAUCGAAAAAUGUCGUUUGGGACACCACAGAUACGACGCAAGAGCACCAAUGACGUCUUUGUCAGCGUAUUUCACAGCCGAAACUCAGACGGUGCUGGAAGACCCGGAGAGGAACCUCUGUUGCUGCAAAUGUUGCGCCGGCAACAUCGACGAACUCUGCGAAUUCUGAUCAUACUACUUUUGGGUUUUGUCAUGUGUCGUGCUCCAAGGGCUAUUGUUCUUAUGAUUGGCUGGCUCCAAUCCCCUUCUCUUUGUUCUAACCUUUCUGGGGCUUACAUCUGGCUCUGGUACACAACUUUAUGGUCGCAGACCAGUGCAGUAUUGGAUACAAUUGUGUACGGCUUUUGGGGAAACCGUAAUUGCCGGAUUCACUUGAGCCGGUGGUGUUCCAAUCACUCUUUCCGUUUACCAUGUACAAGAUAGUUUCUGUUAUCUUGCGCUGAAGCGCUCACUUCCUUUAUGCUGUAAAUAUUAUAACAGUUCAUUCACUAUAUCGAGAACUCUGUUGGAAUUUAGCAAUGACCGUUUAUCACUUGCUGUGUAUAGUGUUGUGAUGUGCUGCUCACAAUUUUGCAGCGCAAAAUACGCAGUUAUAGCUUAUCUGAAGAAUAAAUGCAGU